AUGAUUCGAUUAUUUGCGUUCUUUACUGUAUUUGUUUUGGCGACGGACGCUGAUGUGCUUACUAAAGAGCGAAGCAGAGGAGCAACUCUUAAACCCAUAUCAGCUUGUUGUGAGAUUCCCGAGUUAGGAGAUCCAAAACCCUUAUCCGAAUGCUCCAAUCCUAGACCCAUGGGCCCGUGUAACGACGUUCAGUGUAUAUUUGAGAAGUCAGGAUUCCUCACAGAUAAAAAUACUUUGAACAAAGAAGCGUAUAAGAAACACCUCCAGCGAUGGUUAGAAGAGCAUAAAGGCUGGACCGCAGCAGUUGAAAAGGCGAUCACCGACUGUGUGGACAGAGAUUUGAGGCAGUAUCUUGAUUAUCCCUGCAAGGCAUAUGAUGUGUUCACUUGCACUGGAAUUGCAAUGUUAAAGAAAUGCCCAAAAGAUUAUUGGAAAUGCUGA
Parnassius mnemosyne (clouded apollo) is the source of this 441-nucleotide messenger RNA. Lineage: Eukaryota; Metazoa; Arthropoda; Insecta; Lepidoptera; Papilionidae. The record is from the annotation of a GenBank genome assembly.